AUGUCCACUCCGAUCAACACGCCGCUUCCCAGCCCGAAUGAAGAAUACGAUGAAUUUCCUCUACUCCCAGAGGACUUGACUAUUCCACUGCCAUCUCCUGUUCUCCCUGUUACCGGUCAUGCGGUGGUCCCCGAUCUCUUUCAGUCGGAGACAAGGCAUGCCGAUCCUGUCGCGGCGUUCUCAGCAGAGCCCGAAAACGGACCGACUCCCGUGACCGACCCCGUCUCCCAACCACUUGCCACACCCGAAACCGAACAACCUCGGACCCGCUCACCACGCGUGCGCUUCCACUCCAUCACCCGCUCCCUCAGCGACCGAUAUCAUCACAUCCAGGAUGGCAAUAAUCGACUUUUCUCUGGCCGGUCGGAUUCUGCCCAGCAUCCAUUGCUGCCACCGCCCACUGACCUGGCUGAUGAUAACUUGUCGGGAUUCGUGACCCCGCCGGCCCCGGCAUAUUCCCGCCCUGCAGGUCAUGCGGGCGGCCGUGCCCCGUCGACGGAGUAUUUCUCCACUGAUCCAGAGAAGUAUGCCCACCAUGACCAUGGAGAUGACGAGCAUACGAAUCCUGCGCGUGAGCGCCUCCGAGCUGCUGGUCAGCUCAUUCGACAGAAGACCACCCAUUUGACCCAACGUCUUCGUCGUCCAUCAAAUGAGGGUGAGGCUCUACAUGCCUCGAUCUUGCCAGAGGAUAUGGGAAUCCCCCUGGAGGAGGUUCAAGCUCGACGCGCCCGGCGUCAAGCGGAUCGGUUACGCAUGUUAGAGGAGGCAGGCGAAGAAUCUCUUGAGCCUCCUCCAAGUGCAGAAGCCCAUCGCCUGGUGCGCAGUAUGACCCAGGUGCAAGACCAGCUGGCUCUGCGCAAGCGCCGGCCGCGCCCUGCCUACCAGCGAUCCGGACAGACCACCCCCGAGGGUGCGCUGAGGGGCUUUGCGGCACGUCGUCGUUCCAGCGGAGGCUUCGGUGGUGGUGGUAUUCUGGCACAGUUGUUGAAGCUACAGGCUACGCAGUCAGCCUCCUCACGACCGGAGAGCGUCAUCACCGACGACUCGGACAGUGAUGCACCCCUCUCAUCUGGCGCGACCACCCCCAAGAAAAUCAGCUCCCAGUCUCCCUCCAUGCCAUUGUCUUUGCCAGCUUCGGGCGCAGCAACCCCGCGCAAGGAGAAGCUCAAGUGGUACAAGAAGUCUCCUCAUCGAUCCACUGCGUCCUUGGUCGACGCAUCAAUCAAUUUGAGCCGCGCGAGUCUUCCAGCCGGUGCCGCCGAGUCUCUCCACACAAACAAGCGGACUCGGAGGAACAAACGCCGCACGCGUCUCGAGGAUGAGAUUCGCGUCACCGUCCAUAUCGCCGAAAUCCUUGCCCGACAACGGUACAUUAUGCAACUGUGCCGGGCGCUGAUGCGCUAUGGGGCGCCGACCCAUCGCUUGGAGGAGCACAUGUCAAUGACGGCACGGGUCUUGGAGGUUUCGGGUCAGUUCCUGUACUUGCCCGGUUGCAUGAUCAUGUCCUUUGACGAUCCCACCACGCGCACGGCCGAGGUCAAGUUGGUGCGCAUGGCUCAGGGAAUUGAUUUGGGUCGGCUGGCCGAUACACACAACGUCUACAAAAAUGUGGUGCAUGACCUGAUCGGGGUCGAAGAGGCCACUCAAGAGUUGGAUGAGAUCAUGUCUCGCAAGCCGCGCUUCAACAAGUGGAUCCUCGUUCUCAUGUAUGGCUUUGCAAGUGCCACCGUCGGUCCGUUCGCUUUUGGUGCGCGACCUAUUGAUAUGCCUAUGAUUUUCUGUCUGGGCUGUAUUGUGGGUCUGAUGCAGCACGUCUUCGCCCCCCGCUCGGCUCUUUACUCCAACGUCUUCGAGGUCACCGCCGCCGUUUUGACGUCCUUCCUGGCCCGAGCCUUGGGAAGCAUCACGAUCACGCAUAAUGGUACGACACAGCAACUCUUUUGCUUCUCGGCGCUAGCUCAGUCCUCUAUUGCACUGAUUCUACCUGGGUUCAUGGUCCUUUGCAGCAGUCUGGAACUGCAAUCUCACCAAAUGAUCGCUGGAUCCAUCCGAAUGGUCUACGCAAUCAUCUACUCCCUCUUCCUCGGCUAUGGAAUCACUGUCGGGACAACCAUCUACGGUCUAAUUGAUCGGAACGCCACCUCUGCAACAAGCUGUGCCAAUCUUGAAAUCUACGGCUCUUCGUACGCUCGUCAGUUCCCCUUUGUGGCUAUCUACGCCGUCUUCCUCGCCAUCGUCAACCACGGCAAAUGGAAGCAGAUGCCAGUCCAGGUCCUUAUUGCCAUCUCGGGCUAUGUGACCAACUACUUCAGCACAACCAAGUUUGGCACGCAGUCCGAGGUGGGUAAUACCGUGGGCGCGUUCACCAUCGGCGUCUUGGGAAAUCUGUACAGCCGGAUUUGGCACGGGCAAGCCGCCACUGCCAUCCUCCCGGGUAUCUUCGUCUUGGUGCCAUCUGGCCUGGCCUCGAGUGGUUCCCUCAUCUCCGGCAUUCAAUAUGCCGAUUCGGUGCGGUACAACCUCGAGACUCACGGUAACAGCACCUCCACCAGCAGCAUGACGGCUACCUCGGUCGCGAGUCUUGGCUUUGGUAUGAUCCAGGUCGCUAUCGGUAUCACCGUGGGCCUGUUCAUUGCCGCACUGGUGGUGUAUCCGUACGGCAAGAAGCGAACGGGGCUGUUCAGCUUCUAG
Penicillium diatomitis is the source of this 2691-nucleotide messenger RNA. Its product is annotated as threonine/serine exporter family protein. Gene Ontology annotation, molecular function: transmembrane transporter activity. Lineage: Eukaryota; Fungi; Ascomycota; Eurotiomycetes; Eurotiales; Aspergillaceae. The record is from RefSeq and is a predicted model, not a curated record. The transcript has a single exon. Bases 1 to 2691 code for a protein of 896 amino acids. Gene Ontology annotation, biological process: transmembrane transport.